Messenger RNA from Diaporthe amygdali, 1881 nucleotides. Its product is annotated as fumarate reductase. The transcript has 4 exons. Gene Ontology annotation, molecular function: FMN binding; oxidoreductase activity. Lineage: Eukaryota; Fungi; Ascomycota; Sordariomycetes; Diaporthales; Diaporthaceae. The record is from RefSeq and is a predicted model, not a curated record. Bases 1 to 1881 code for a protein of 626 amino acids.
AUGGCACCCAGAGUCAUCGUCGUAGGCGGCGGCUUGUCCGGACUGAGCGCCGCGCAUACCAUCUACCUCGCUGGUGGAAAUGUUGUCGUUCUUGACAAGCAAGCUUUCUUCGGAGGCAACUCUACCAAGGCCACUUCCGGCAUCAACGGUGCCUUGACCAGGACACAGGUCGACCACCAGAUUCAAGACAGCGUCAAGCAAUUUUACGAUGACACGCUCAAGUCCGCCAGAGACAAGGCAAGGCCAGACCUGAUCAAGGUCCUGACCUACAAGUCCGCCGCUGCCGUUGAGUGGCUGCAGGAUGUCUUCAACCUUGACUUGACUCUUGUAUCGCGGUUAGGUGGUCACUCCCAGCCACGAACCCACCGAGGUCAUGACGCCAAAUUCCCUGGCAUGGCCAUCACAUACGCUCUCAUGCAAAGACUCGAAGAGCUCGCCGAGACCGAGCCUGAGAGAGUAGAAAUCAUCAAGAAGGCUCGCGUCACGACCCUCAACAAGGACGGAAACACUGUUACUGGUGUCAAGUUCGAGGUUAACGGCGAGGAGCAGUCCUUGGACGGUCCAGUCGUGCUUGCGACCGGUGGUUAUGCGGCUGAUUUCAGCGACUCUUCUCUGCUGAAGAAGCACAGGCCAGACACAUACGGCUUGGCCACCACAAACGGUGCCCACGCCACUGGUGACGGCCAGAAGAUGGUCAUGGCCAUUGGCGGAAACGGCAUCGAUAUGGACAAGGUGCAGGUGCAUCCUACUGGUCUUGUUGACCCCAAGGACCCUGGCUCCAAGUGGAAGUUCCUUGCUGCCGAGGCUCUUCGAGGAGAAGGUGGUCUUCUUAUCAACGGCGAUGGAGACCGUUUCUGUGACGAGUUGGGCCACAGAGACUACGUUUCCGGCAUGAUGUGGAAAGAGAAGGACAAGGGCAAGUUCCCCAUUCGCCUCAUUCUCAACUCCAAGGCUUCCAACACCCUGGACUUCCACACUCGCCACUACUCUGGCCGUGGUCUGAUGAAGAAGAUGACCGGCAAGGAGCUCGCCAAGGAGAUUGGCUGCGCGCCAGAACACUUGCAGAAGACAUUCACAACAUAUAAUGCCAUCGCAGACGGCAAACAAAAGGACCCGUGGGGUAAGAAGUUCUUCCACAACGGCCCCGUGGAUAUCAACGAUGACUUCCACGUCGCGUUGAUGGAGCCCGUGCUGCAUUUCACCAUGGGUGGUAUCGAGAUAAACGACAAGGCUCAGGUUCUCAACACCGAGCAGAAGCCCUUCGACGGUCUCUUCGCAUGUGGUGAGCUGGCUGGUGGUGUCCACGGUGCCAACCGUCUGGGUGGCUCGUCUCUUCUGGGAUGUGUCGUUUACGGCCGUGUGGCUGGCGACACUGCGAGCAAUUACCUCUUCCAGCAGGCCCUGAAGGGCGCAGCAGGUGGGCCUGCCGCGCGUCUUGGCCAGAUCUCCCUCCACUUGGACCCUGCUGCCGGCAAGGUCACUCUGGACUGGGGCUCCAGCGGUGCCUCCUCCUCUGGCGCUGUGACCUCGCAACCCAGCACCUCGGCCGCUGGGCCAUCGCCUCAGGCGGACUCUGGUAAGGCCGCCUCCAAGCCCAACAACCCCAAGGAAUUCAAGGUUCCUGAAAAGGAGUUCACUCUGGAAGAGGUCGCUAAGCAUAACAAGAAGGACGACCUUUGGGUCGUCGUUAAGGGUGUCGUCAUGGACCUGACCAACUGGCUGGACGAGCACCCCGGUGGUCCUCAGGCCAUCAUGAACUUCAUGGGACGUGAUGCCACGGAAGAGUUCGAGAUGUUGCACGACGACGAGGUCAUCCCCAAGUACGCACCACAACAGGUCAUUGGCAGAGUCAAGGGACAGGAACCGAGCCUGGAGCUAUAA